AUGCAAUUUGGCACCUUUAUGAAAAAACGUCUCAACAAGGAUGAAAUAUCCAAUCCUAGAAACUUUGAACACCUAAUACACACUGAAAGUGAGGAGCAAGCACAAGAAGCAUUGGAAUAUUGGAACUUGAAUCAUACUGUCAAAAAUAUGCCAGGAGGAAAUGAUGAUGCCUUGUUUGGAGGGAACGGUUCUGGUACCGUUGUCAUCAAGAAUAACGAAGUACGCCAAGAAUUGCCAUUUUCCAAAGAAAUACCGCUGUCUUUGACUACCAUCGAAAAAUCUGUCGCGGCAAAAGUUUAUCUUGAAAAUUAUUUUUACGACAUUCUCAAGAAACCUUCGGGACGAGCCAAAAGACGUUUGCAACUUGAAGCCGAACUUGACGAAAUGUCAUUACCAGAUCAAGAUAAGCGGGAAAUUAGACAAGAGUGGCUUAACCUUGAGUCUGAUUAUAUGCGCCUUCUACGUAAGAAAAUUACGAUCAAUGCUUUCCAUAUUAUAAAAACAGUUGGCCACGGUGCCUUUGGAGUUGUCAAGCUUGUCCGCGAAAAAAACACGGGUAUGCUAUAUGCUAUGAAGAUAAUGAGAAAGGCCGAUAUGCUAAAGAAAGGCCAGGAAGGUCACAUACGUGCCGAACGAGAUCUUUUAACAGCUGCGGCGGAAUCGGCUCAAUGGAUCGUCAAGUUGAUUUAUUCUUUCCAGGAUGCCGAUCAUCUAUACCUUGUUAUGGAAUAUAUGCCCGGCGGUGAUCUAUUAAAUUUGCUUAUUGAAAAAGACAUUUUUGAGGAAAAUUUUGCGAAAUUCUAUGUGGCAGAAAUGGUAUUGUGUAUCGAGGAAGCGCACAAAAUGGGCUACAUUCAUCGGGAUAUUAAACCAGAUAACUUUCUCUUCGACAAAGAUGGACAUAUAAAACUUUCGGAUUUCGGUUUGGCCACUGAUUUUCAUUGGGCUCAUGAUUCUGCCUAUUAUGAUCAACAACGCCGAGAUCUUUUGCGUAAGACAGGCGUUGACGUCGAAAUCGAUACGCUUUCAAGAGAGAUGAGCAAGAAAUACCGAACAUCCAAGUGGGCAGAUCAGUGGCCCGACGAGGGGUCGGACGAUGAUGUUCCUAACUCUCGUGUUUUAACUUGGAGGGAUAGACAUCGUAAAAGGAUGGCCUUUUCUGUUGUGGGUACCAACAACUACAUGGCGCCAGAAAUUUUGAGGGGAGCCGGUUAUGAUUAUAGUUGUGACUGGUUAGUCGCUGCUCAAGUCAUCAUUUUUGAAAUGUUAUAUGGCUUUCCACCAUUCAGCAGCAAAUCCCGUCAUACUACUCGUUUGAAAAUUAUUAAUUGGCGAACAAGUCUAAGAUUUCCUUCUAGACCUCGUGUGUCUCGUGAAGCUCAAGACCUAAUGGAGCGCCUUAUGUGCGAAAAGGAAGAUCGCCUUGAUUCUCAAGGGUCUGCCUUAAAUAGGCCCAAUAAACUAUAUGUUGCAAACAGGAAAUCUGCGGUAUUGGGUUUAGGGGAUGCGUCGGCAAUUAAGUCGCAUCCGUGGUUUAAGGGUAUAGACUGGAACAACCUACACACAAUGACGCCGCCAUUCGUACCCCAUUUGAAGAACGAGAUAGACACAAGGUAUUUUGAAGAGGAUAUUGACGACAAUCCGCUGGCUCCACCGGACGGUGAAAGAAAACCGAGGGAUCCCAUGCUGAGGGAUAAACAUCAUGGAAAGGAAAUAUUGAAUAUGCGGAAAACAUUGGCAUUUGUUGGGUAUACGUACAAAGGGUUGCCAACCGAGAAUCGUCGUGGAAGUAUGGCAGAAAGAGUUCGAGGGAGAUCGGUGUUUAGAAAUGUCGAGGAGGAAGGAAGUUUGAGACUUCGAUCUAUGAGUCUAUAG
Messenger RNA from Acaulospora colombiana, 1875 nucleotides. Lineage: Eukaryota; Fungi; Glomeromycota; Glomeromycetes; Diversisporales; Acaulosporaceae. The record is from the annotation of a GenBank genome assembly.